AUGAGGAGGGAGAACCAGAGCAGUGCGUCCCAGUUCCUCCUCCUGGGGCUCCCCAUCCGGCCAGAGCAGCAGAGUGUGAUCUUUGCCCUGUUCCUGGGUGUGUACCUGACUACAGUGCUGGGAAACCUGUUCAUCAUCCUACUCAUCAGACUGGACUCUCGCCUCCACACCCCCAUGUACUUCUUCCUCAGCCACUUGGCCUUCACUGAUGUCUCCUUCUCAUCUGUCACCGUCCCAAAGAUGCUGAUGAACAUGCAGACUCAGCAACUCUCCAUCUCAUACCCAGGGUGUAUGUCACAGACGUAUUUUUAUCAACUUUUUGGUUGUGUAGAUAAUCUCCUUCUUGCAGUGAUGGCAUAUGACAGGUACGUGGCCAUCUGCCACCCUCUCCACUAUACCAUCAUCAUGAGGGAGGGGCUCUGUCUGCUGCUGGUGGCUGUCUCUUGGAUUCUCUCCUGUGGCAGUGCCCUCUUGCACACACUCCUCCUGGGCCAGGUGUCCUUCUGUGCUGACAAUGUCCUUCCCCACUUUUUCUGUAGCCUCUCCAUUCUACUCAAGCUGUCCUGCUCAAAUACCUCUCUCAAUGAACUAGUCAUAUUCACUGCAGGGGGUGCAAUUAUAAUUUUUCCAUUCAGUGGCAUCCUGGUCUCUUAUGGCUGCAUUGGGGCUUCUAUCCUGAGGGUCCCCUCUACCAAAGGGAUUUGGAAAGCCUUGUCCACCUGUGGCUCCCAUCUCUCUGUGGUGUCUCUAUUCUAUGGAACAAUUAUGGCACUGUACUUUUCCUCCUCAUCAAACAACUCCAAUGACACAGACAUGAUUGCCUCACUGAUGUAUACAGUGGUGACCCCCUUGUUGAACCCCUUCAUCUAUAGCCUAAGGAACAAAGACAUGAUAUUGGCUCUGGAGAUUCUUUUCAGAAAGAAUAUCCUUUUAGUCAAGUGA
Equus caballus (horse) is the source of this 942-nucleotide messenger RNA. The record is from RefSeq and is a predicted model, not a curated record. NCBI's taxonomy places the organism in Eukaryota, Metazoa, Chordata, Mammalia, Perissodactyla, Equidae.